AUGGAUGAACACGCUCAAGCAGCCGGCUCACCGGCGCCCAGCCCUGCAAGACCUGGCAGGGGGGGUUACCGCAGAGGCGGUUUUUCUGGUAGAGGAGGUGCCAGAAAAACCAUCAAUCGCAAACCCGUCGUGACUAAACGUGGCGGCAAUCGUGGCAGAGGCCGCGGCCGUAACAAGACUUACGACCAUCCCCGUGUUCAGUCUGCCUAUGAGCGCUCGAAGGAGCUGCGAGAUUUGUACUCAGAUGUUUCAUCAGCCAUGAAGCCGGCUCUUGAAAGACUUGCUGAACACACACUUAAUCAAAUGAUUGAGGAUCCAGAGUUCCACAAAAAGGUGCCUGAAUACGCAGCUAUCCAGAACGAACUUGACACCAGGCUUGAAACCACUCUCCGGCGUUUAGAUGCCGAAGAAAUCUUGAGGUUACAUAUAGUUGCGGAGAAGCAUCAGUUGGAAGACGAAAUCAGUCACGAGAAAUUCACGAAUGGUUAUGAUUACAAAACUGAUGAAUUUCUUGACGGAAUCCUCAACAGAAUGAGCAUCUUAGCAGAGCUUCGACGUGACGAUUACGGCACUAAUAUUCCUGCUUCCUACACAUUCGUACGCGAGGACGAUGCAGUGGCCAAGGAUCAGGGACCAUAUGUGUUCCACCAUCCCGCCAAAGGUCAUGAAGUGCCGUACCCUCAUCUCCUCCCCGACAUCAAAACUUCGGCACUCAGAACAACCCUUGCACGAAAGCCCCAGGCCAGAGCCGGGCCUAAACGUAAGGCUGAGGACGUGCUUGACGGCCAACCAGAGUUGAAGAAAUUCCUUGGCUCCUCCCUUGGUCGCGACGCUGGUCACGACGCAUCAACCCCUCGCCCGCGCCAUAUUGGUGGUCUACUUAGUGCAGAGACCGAUCCGGAUGGUGAGCCCGAAUCAAAUGCGCCAUCACCUACGCCCCUCGAGGAGGGCAUGUCGCCCGAGUCUUCGCAGCAAGAAACUGUUGCGAAGAAAGAAAAAGACUUGCCUGAUUUCCCAACAGGCACGGCAGAACCCGACCAAUGCGGCGUUCGGACGGUGUACAAGAGAGGUCCAAAGGCCAACAACCGUAUUAUCAUCCCAUGUGUAUUCGAGUUUGAUGAGGACGAUAUUGGCUUCCGGGACUCCACCAACGAUUCGACCCGCAAAGCCACCAAGAAUAGCCGCGGAAGAUUCCUUAAUCAACCGAACUCACGUGCUUGGCACCUUGACCAGACAAUUGUCAACUACAACGUACUUGACAACAAAGAUGGCGAUCUUGAUCCAAAACUGGUGAAGAAGCACAAAGUCCACCCCAAGUACGGAUUCUUUCUUCCGGAUUCCAUAAACGAGUCAGAACCUCCGAAUGAGAACGUUGACACGACUCGUCCGAUUGUUAUUGUCACACCAGAUGGCAGCACUCUUCACGCCUCACGCUCAGUCCGUCCUAAGCUCAUGGACAAUGCUCUAAGAGCAGAUCGAGGCAAGGCCAAGAUUGGGGUCAUGGUAGAGAAGCUCAGAGAGAGCUUAGGACUUGACAUUGAAGACAUCACAACCCCAGAGAUUCGUAAGAAGCAGCAAGAGGAAGAAGAAAGAAAUGCUCUUCCCAGCGAGCCCGAGGACGAAGAAGAGAUCCUACUGGUGGUGCCUCGCGAGGAGCCUGUUGUCAUCGCCAACGAUAUCAGGACCCAGCUUAAGCGGCAGCGCGGUACUGCGCAGCUUCUUAGAGCGGCUACACAAUUGGAGGAGGAGGAAGUGAUCCGAGAGGCAUCCAUGCCAAAUCCACGGGCCACUAGACCUUAUGAUGCAGUUCGGGACAUUUUUGGAUUCUCCGGCCCUCCUGUUUCGCACACAGUGCACCAUCAUCACCCUGUGGACACGUUCGGGCUUAGUUUUCUUGCAGACGUUUCUGAGAACCCGGACGCCUUCAGAGUUCCUCUGGGUAACGUGAUGGCUGAUCCAUCCAUGAUUGAUCCAGCACUUCGUCAAGGCCCUCCCUCACAUGGAUUCCUUCAAACUGCUCUCAACCCUCCCCCGUACGCGUCCAUCGCACCUGCACCCUUGCAAAGUGUGGAUGGACGGGAACCAAUUCCGGCGCGAAAUCCUUUCACCAGUCAAAGCACCGGUAGGGCAAGCCCGGCUCUCCCACCCCUUCGUCCGAGCGGGCGUGAUAAGGGCCCUGGGGCUCGCGCUUCGUUCGCAGAAGGCCAACUGCCAUAUGCCCCUUCUCCAGCAACACUAGCAGCGGCACCGAUCCGUCCUCAGCCGCUUGCUCCAACUCAAGACUAUGAGCAUUCCCACAUGCUACAUGGCAACGGAGGUGGCUUCUAUCCUGGUACCACGCAUCGUCCGUUCCACCACGGAUACCCGACGCAUGAGCAGCCGCCUAUUGUACCACUGGCUCCACGCCAUGGAGCACCGGUACCCGCGCCGCUCAUCAUCCCAAGCCAACAAUCGCAUCCUUCUCAGCAUCUACCUUACUCUACUAUAUCACCCACAACGCUUUCGGGCCAGGCACCACUUGCGCCAAUGCCACCUCACAUGGGACCAUCUCCGCCUGCUCAGUCCCAAGCAGCCAUAGGGCCUCCGUUGAUGGCACACUCUCCAACCUCAUCGACUCCUCGCUCGCGAGGAUCUGUCUCAUCAAACAACGGCCAGCAAAAUGCUGGUAAGUACCGUAAGAUUGCCGCUGCGCCGAUUCCUUACAAUAGACAGUGGGCAUCAAAUGGUGGCACAGAGCUGCGACUGUCGAACUACGACCCCAAGGGCGCCAUUAAAGACUAUAUGGCAAACGAACCUCCCCCGCGAACCGGCCCGACGACCAUUCGAGGAUGGUCUGUCAACAACGGGCAGAGGAGUCGUAAUCGAGCCGGAUCGCGAAAGGACGAUUCUGUUGAAGACACCGAAUCUCCCAAAUAA
Messenger RNA from Truncatella angustata, 2916 nucleotides. RefSeq lists its product as uncharacterized. The transcript is spliced from 3 exons. Lineage: Eukaryota; Fungi; Ascomycota; Sordariomycetes; Amphisphaeriales; Sporocadaceae. The record is from RefSeq and is a predicted model, not a curated record. The coding region runs from base 1 to 2916 and encodes 971 amino acids.